UAGCUAAUAAGCGAAGAAACCAGGGACCAGCAGCGGCGAAACUGUCGACAAGGCACAGCUGAUCGAGGAUGUGAGGAAGUCCCUCUACGCCUCCAAGAUCUGCAGCUACGCCCAGAGCAUGAACAUCAUCAAGGCCAAGAGCACGGAGAAUGGAUGGGGCCUCAACCUCGGUGAGCUGGCCAGGAUCUGGAAGGAUGGGUGCAUCAUCCGCGCCAGCUUCCUGGACCGCAUCAAGAAGGCCUACGACAGUAAUGGUGAGCUGGCCAAUCUCCUCAUCGACCCCGAGUUCGCGCAGGAAAUCAUGGACAGGCAAGCUGCAUGGCGGAGGGUCGUCUGCCUCGCCAUCAACAACGGCGUCAGCACCCCCGGCAUGUCCGCAAGUCUGGCCUACUUCGACUCCUACCGGAGGGACAUGCUUCCAGCGAACCUGGUCCAGGCCCAGAGGGACUACUUUGGGGCGCACACCUACUUCAGGCCCAGAGGCUCCUUCCACACCGAAUGGUACAAGAUCGCCAACUUGAAGAUCUAA
Messenger RNA from Triticum dicoccoides, 529 nucleotides. Its product is annotated as 6-phosphogluconate dehydrogenase, decarboxylating 1-like. NCBI's taxonomy places the organism in Eukaryota, Viridiplantae, Streptophyta, Magnoliopsida, Poales, Poaceae. Gene Ontology annotation, biological process: pentose-phosphate shunt. Gene Ontology annotation, molecular function: phosphogluconate dehydrogenase (decarboxylating) activity. The transcript has 2 exons. The coding region runs from base 119 to 529 and encodes 136 amino acids. The record is from RefSeq and is a predicted model, not a curated record.